GACACCGGAAACGGAAACUGGGAGGGAGGAGGGCGGAAGCUUCGGAAAGAAACAGCAACAGCCAAGAUGAACAUUCUUCCCAAGAAGUCAUGGCACGUGAGGAACAAAGACAACGUGGCCAAGGUGCGGCGGGACGAGGCGGAGGCCGAAGCGCAGCGGCAGAAGAAGGAGGCCCGAGCACUACUUGCUGAACAGGAGGCCCGGACUGAAUUCCUACGCAAGAAAGCACGCCUGUCAGCUCCAGGAGGUGAUGACAGCAGCUCGGACAUCCUCGCUUUAGGCUCAGAAAGGCCCUCGCGCCAUCUAAAUCUCUUUCAAGAGUUGGAAGAAAGUGGCAACAAAGAAUAUGAGGAGGAGAAGAGGCAAGAGAAGGAGCGUCGGGAAAAAGCUCUGGGUAUCCUCACGUACUUGGGCCAGAGUUCAGCAGAGGCCCAGACGAGUCGUCCCUGGUACCAGGAGCUGCCAGAACGCAGUGAGGCCGUCGCCAAAGAUGAGAAGCUGAAAGGGAAGUUGGAUCCCCUGGCCGAGAUGGAAAGGCACUUGCGGAAGAAGAAGGGAUCCCACAAGAAAGACGGGAAGAAAGACAAGCAGGAGCAAAAAGGAAGCGGAGGAACUCUGGCUUUCAGGCCUGCCCCUUCCUCAGCAUCGUCGUCAUUGGAGCAACUGCGCCAGGAGAGGUUGCGCCGCGAGAAGGCAGAGCGAGCCCGUGCCGAGAGCCUUCUAGCCCAAAGGGCAGGCACCCUCCCACUCCAGGAGGAGGAAACAGAUGAAAGAAAACGGGGCUACAACUCUCAGUUUAACCCGCAACUGGCAAGAAAGAGAGUCUGGGAACCACAGUGAGGUGUCGUGCAAGCGUGAUAUUACCAAACGCUGCAAUGAGACAAUAGCAGUAGCAAUGCUGUCAGGCAAAGCAUGUUAUCCUGCAGUAUCAAGAGAGGAAUGCUGUCAGAAUCAAUUUUCUUCAAGAGGAAUAUGCAUUAAUUUUCUUCUUGCUCGAUGCAACGUAUUAUUUAUUGAAUUCAUACCCGGGCCUGGGGCGUGGACACGUUCUGGUCAGUAUACAGUAAUCAGGAUUAGGCUAAGGAAGACUUUGGCAUGUGGGCUUCAGUAAUACACACACUCACCUUAUCACUAUCGUUUUCUGGAUUAGGGCUAGGCCAGAGGCUGCUCCACCAGCUAUGCAAUCUAGCAGUUGCCUGCCUUGAGACCAUUAUGUACAAUGGCAGCUGGAUAACAAGUUCUGCCUAUUUACUCCAACCCCCCCCCCCCCCGCUUCCAAGACCUCACCUCUCCCUAUUCAUCUUCGUUUUCCUCAAGGAAAUUGGUGUAGGCCAAAGCCUGUUAGUAUCUAUUGUGCAGGAUAUGCAUCAGUAUCUACUGUGUUUUGAAAUGGAUUCUGGCCAAUAAAGGACAC
Molecule: messenger RNA, 1414 nt
Organism: Lacerta agilis (Sand lizard)
Lineage: Eukaryota; Metazoa; Chordata; Lepidosauria; Squamata; Lacertidae
Gene: LENG1
Product: leukocyte receptor cluster member 1
Exons: 4
Coding region: 67-840 (257 amino acids)
Source: RefSeq, a predicted model, not a curated record